ACCGAGGCCUCGGGCCGGGGCCCCCGCUCCGCUCCGCCGCCGCCCAUGUGGCUGCAGCAGCGGCUGAAGGGGCUGCCGGGGCUGCUGUCCAGCAGCUGGGCGCGGCGGCUGCUGCUGCUCCUGGCCCUGCUGCUCGUCGCCUACUGGUACCUGGGCGCGGCGCGGGCGCGGCGGGGAGCCGGGCGGGGGGCCGAGCCCCACGGUGCCGCCGCUCUGUGCCUGCAGGCGGCCACGGGCUCCUGGCGGGCGCAGGCCGAGCGCGGAGAUGCCCUCCCGCUGCCGGAGGAAGCGCUGGGGGACGACGGGCCGGGGCCGGGCCUGGCGCUGGCGGGUAACGGCUUCCUGCUGCUGGACGUGGCCGCCGGCCGCCUCUGGGUGUCGGCGGCGGGGUCCGGCUCCGGCCCCGCGCUCGCCACCGAGUACCCGGCGCUGGUGCGGCUGAGGGCGCUGGGCGGGCGCGGCGAAGCGAGGGCGGCGCUGGCGGCGCUGCGGGACGGUGCCGUGCGGAGGGUGCGCUGCGUGCAGACGGGGCCCGGGGCUGGAGCCGGGGACUGCGUGACGGUGUGGGAGGAGGUGGUGGCCCACCGGAGCCGGCCGCACCUCUACCUGCAGCGCAUCCGCAUUGCCAACCCCACCGAGAGGGUGGCUGCCUUCGAGGCCUCGGCCCCGGCUUCUGCCCCCUCGCUGGGCAGCCGCUUCGCCACCAGCCUGGAGAAGGCGGAGGAGCGGCAGUUCCUGCUCUCCUCCGGUCGCCUGCUGCUGCCCGGGAGCCCCAAGGUGGUGCUUAUGGUGGUGGCUGCCAAGAAGCUGGUGAGCCGGGUGCAGGUUGCGCCCAAAUCCCACUUUGAUGAAACGGUGCUCUCGGUGGUGUACACCUCAGAGCCCAUCGAGGUCUCCAGGCUGGAGGAGACCUUCAGCAAGCUGAAGGAGUCAGCCAAGAAAGAGAUGCUGGAGGUGAUGCAGAUGGGGGUGGAAGAUCUUUUCCAGGAGCACCAACAGACUUGGUCUGACCUGUUCAUUUCAGGGGUUGAAAUGAGAAAGAUCACAGAUGCACAUACACCAUCCAGUGAGACUGUUAACAUGACCCUCUACUACAUGCUGUCAAGCAUGCCAGCUCCUCUGCUGGAUCCACUCAUCAGUGGUGAGGACAGAGAGAAAAUGGAAGCCAGCUUGAACUAUGCUGACCACUGCUUCAGUGGCCAUGCGACCAUGCACGCAGAGAACCUGUGGCCAGCAAAGCUGACCAGCGUCACCCAGGUCUUGCAGCUCUCAGACCUGUGGAAACUCACUCUCCAGAAACGAGGAUGCAAGGGUCUUGUAGCAGCUGGUGUCCAUGGACUUAUGCAGGGAAUGGUGCUUAGUUUUGGGGGUCUGCAGUUCACAGAAAACCAUCUUCAGUUUCAGGCUGACCCCGAUGUACUCCAUAACAGCUAUUCCUUACGUGGGAUCCAUUACAAUAAGGACUUGAUUAAUCUAGCUGUUCUGUUGGAUGCUGAAGGAAAGCCCUUCUUGCACGUGUCUGUGAAAUUCCAGGACAAGCCAGUGAAACUGUAUGCGUGUGAGGCAGGCUGUAUGAAUGAGCCUGUGGAGCUGACCUCAGAGGCACGAGGCCACACAUUCCCCGUCAUGGUGACUCAACCCAUCACACCACUGCUUUAUAUAUCAACAGAUCUGAUCCACUUGCAGGACCUGAGACACACACUCCAUCUAAAAGCUAUUCUGGCUCACGAGGAACACAUGGCCAAGCAAUACCCAGGCUUACCCUUCCUUUUCUGGUUCAGUGUGGCCUCCUUAAUCACACUGUUUCACUUGUUUCUGUUCAAACUCAUCUACAAUGAAUAUUGCGGGCCAGGAGCCAAGCCACUCUUCAGGAGUAAGGUAUAAGGCUGCUGCUUUUGGCUGCUGUCCACUGAGUGUUGUCCACCUGAUUUUCUGUCAGCUGUGCCUAGGGAGGUUCUGUCUUGGACUGUGAGGAUUUUCAGUCUCUAUUGCAACAAGUGAUCUGUGACCUCUUCUUGCAAGAAGUAAGAUUAGGGCAGGGAUUAGAGCAGUAGAGCUCACAAACAUUAGGAAAGAUAUCCUGCUUGUCCUUCUUAAACAUUGGUAAGGCUGCAGAUCAAGACAGACACAGCUUUUUUUGUCCUUUUUCCAUACAUCAGUGUAGGACAUUGCUUGUUUUUAAGCCAACAGUUGCAGCUGUGUCAUGAGGUGAUGUUUUUUAUUAUGCAGUACAGGAGUGCUUGUGAGAGAGCUGCUAUACUUGUCUUUACUACUGUGUGGGAGAUGUGCAGGCUUUUCUGCCUAGUUUGAACGUGUGAAGUGUCAUACAAGAACAUAGAAGACACAAGCUGGUGUUCUUGGGUGAAAGUGCUGACCUGUUGGGACUCGUGGUAAAUGUUCACAGAUUCAUAGACACUGUGAAGUCCGCCAUCAAACUGCAUUUACCACCAUCAUUUUGGGAAGGUGCUGAGUUAGUGUUUCUCCCAUUCAGAUGAAAUACGUAGCUGUGUUAAGAAGAGUACUGAGUGCUUUUUACUGUGAGUUUGAGGUUCUGACUUCAAGCUCUACUGCAUCUCCUUUUGGUGUAAAGAAUUGGAAAUUCUUGGUUUGAGUUGCCUUAGAAAACAUAGUUGCUAGUAAAAACUUAGUACAAAAUAGACAAUAGAUGGUGAAUUCUGCUCCAAAAAAUUAACUAGAGCUGUCAGAGAAAAGGUCUUGCUUUAAAUUGCCCUGUUUUUUCCAAAUUCUAAAAGCAGAUCCAGUUUUGAUAGCUGAAGUUGGACAGAAGGUACUGAACUAAACUUGACUGUCGGUACAUAAAAGGGUGUUUUAAAGUGAGCUGUCUGUUUUCCUCUCAGCUAACUGGCUUUGUCACAUUGAGCACUAGAGAUCAGGCCAGACUCCAGGCAUGUCUGAAUACGUAUCACGCAUAGAAAGAUUGAGAAGAGGCUUGUGGCUAGACAAACCUAGGAAGAGGUAGGGUAGAUAUGUGUAUCAAGUACAACUGCAUGUACAAGCCUGUGAUUGUGAUCAAAACCUUAAUGCAAGAGGAAGGAAGUGGUCAGGAAGUAAUUCCAAUUAUUGUGUAUUCAGCUGUGCCCUGCCACGCAUCCCAAAAUGUGUCCUUGAAUUUAUGUCUUUUUGUCACUGCUGUCUAUCUGGUUGCCUUUGUCAUACACAGACUUGCCUUCUGCCUUUACAAAGUGACUUGUUAACCAUUACUGCAGGUAACUGUCCCUGACACUAUUCUCUGAAAUGCCGGGAAGCUUCUCAGCUACACACCAGGGCUGAUGUAACACCUCUUCCUUCUUGACACUGCUUUGCAGUGUACAGCAGACACAGCUGUUGCCUCAUCUUAAGUGGACCUUCUUAAAAUGAAGAUGAUGUCCAUCUUGAUUCCAGAAGCAGGGGUGAAGGGGAAGGCUUCAGCUGAAGCUCAGCUCUCUGCAGCAGUAAGCAAGAUGAAUGGGGUGUUCAAAUAACACCCUGUUAGUAAUUGAAUGGGAACAUCCCAGUGUCCAAAUGAACUUAGUCCUGCUUUCCGCCUCCAUUUGCACAGACACCCGACAAUUUUGCAGCUGAGAACAAGGACCUUUUGAAAGCAACAAUCCCUUUGUGCCUUGUUAAGAGAGGAGCCUGAGACUUGGAAGGUGUGGUUAUUCAAGAGUUCAUCCCAGAAGCUUGUGUAACAGAUGUUUCUUUUUCCUUGUAAGCUUGUUCCCUUCCCCAAGAGAAACCCAGCUGGUGAAAAUACUUGAAGAUACAUUGAGUCCUUUGAACUCUUGAUUUGUUUCUUAAUUUUACAGGAAAAUAAAGAAUGAUGAUUCCAUUCACAGAGUUAACAACUAGAAAACUUCAGUGCAGCUUCCUUUCUGAUAUACAUUUCUUAACUUAUUGCUGGGGAGGUGGGAGGAUGUUAAUAAAAUCCACUUCAGUAACGAGUCAGUCAACUGAACCAUUGAUAUCCAAGUACUGGUAACAGGUUUUUCAGCCUUUUUGACUGUAGAGUGCAAAACCAAUUGAAUGAAAUUGUUUUCUGGCUUUACACUUGGAAAUCUUGAUCUGCAGGUUUCCUGUUCUAAGCAUACUGAGGCUCUUUGUGCAUUGGUUUGUUUUGGUUGCGGGGAGGGGGGACACCACAUCCCACUUUCUACUGAUUUAAAGGUCUUUUGGUUUUAAAAUACCAAAGCUGUUGUUUCUAAAUAAAGAUCUGUCAGUCUAAUCUGA
Molecule: messenger RNA, 4227 nt
Organism: Melopsittacus undulatus (budgerigar)
Lineage: Eukaryota; Metazoa; Chordata; Aves; Psittaciformes; Psittaculidae
Product: KIAA2013 ortholog
Exons: 2
Coding region: 46-1884 (612 amino acids)
Source: RefSeq, a predicted model, not a curated record